AUGUCGCAACAACUUCUACUUGUCACUAAAGUUGCAAGUGUGGAUAGUUAUGUUCGGAAGACUUUGCAAAACCGGGAUGAGUUUGAGGACGAUCCUUUCACGGUUGUUAAUUUGUCAGACAUUCAAGAGAGAUUUGAAGAGUGGAAGAAGGAGUUCCCCGAGGUUGAGCCUUUCUUCGCAGUAAAGGCACAACACAAUGCCAACACUUUGAAACUCUUAGCAGAUAAUGGUUGUGGUUUUGAUGUUGCAUCUCUAGGUGAGUUGGAGAGUGUUGUAGAAGCAGGGGUUCCGGCGGAGAGAAUCCUCUAUGCACAACCCUACAAACAGCUUUCUCAUCUUCUCUACGCCAUGGAACGGGACAUUAUAUCAGUUUGUGACUCAGUCGACGAGAUUGAAAAGAUUGGUGAAUUAUCCGCACGAAUGAACCUCAAUCCGAGAAUCCUGAUAAGGAUUUUGCCAGAUGAUAAAGAGAGUGACUCUCAAGCCAGUCUCUCCACCAAGUUUGGAGCUCCCCUCCGUAUACUGGACGACCUCAUGAAAGCAGCUACAAACCACAAAGUAACUGUAGUGGGGAUAAGUUUCCAUGUUGGAAGCCACUGUCACUCUGCUGAACCGUACCUCAAUACUCUCCGUCUCUCCAGAGUGUGGUGGGAUAGGGUGGUGGGAGAGCACGGGGCACAGCUUCAGGUGCUGGAUAUAGGUGGGGGAUACCCGGGGGAGGGUGGCCCUGACUUUAAGAUAAUGACUGGACAGAUCAACAGUGGGAUAGAGGAGCACUAUGGUGAUAUCAGGAGAGAUAUCCGGAUCAUAGCUGAACCUGGCCGGUACAUGGUUACGAGUUCGUUGAGUGUUGUAACGAAUGUGAUAGCAGAGAAGGGUAACACAUGUGGAGUCUUGGGCAGAGGAGAAGACGAGCUGGAUAGUGCAGUUCAGAUUAACGGAGCAGAAGAUGUUACACCCGAGAGCGAUCAGGAGAAGGAACCUGCUAGGAUGGUGUUCUGGGGGCCGACUUGUGAUAGCUCUGAUAGACUUAUUGAUGGGUAUCAUGUGCCCGGUAUUAAAAGAGGUGAUUGGAUAGUGUUUCCGGACUUGGGUGCAUACUGCAGCAAUAUAAUGACUACCUUCAACGGAUUUGCUCACCCUAAGAUGCACUUUGUGCACACAGAUAUGCAUGGAGAAAAGAUUGAACAAUUCUUUCAUCGUUAA
Bolinopsis microptera is the source of this 1206-nucleotide messenger RNA. Its product is annotated as ornithine decarboxylase-like. Lineage: Eukaryota; Metazoa; Ctenophora; Tentaculata; Lobata; Bolinopsidae. Gene Ontology annotation, molecular function: ornithine decarboxylase activity. Gene Ontology annotation, cellular component: cytoplasm. The record is from RefSeq and is a predicted model, not a curated record. The coding region runs from base 1 to 1206 and encodes 401 amino acids. The transcript has 2 exons.